AUGUCCGACUCUCAGCCUUCCCAGGCCCCCGCCCCACAGAGCCAGAGCCGUGGUGGUGGCCGUCGGCGCGGCCGCGGAGGAGCUCGCCAGGCCGAGCAUUCACUCUCCGAUGCUCCAGAUGGUGCCCCAAGAGGACCGCGAUCAAGAGGCAGCGGACCGCGGCGCGGUGGAGGUCGAGGGGGUCGUGGCGGACAGAAUCGCGGCAUAAGCAAGCCGGAGACGGCGGGUGACGUCGACGGCCACCGUGCAUCGGAAACUACCACAAGCACAGAUAAGGGAAAGGCUUCUGAGGAGGCGGAAGAUGAUGCUGAUGACGGCGAAAUUUGCUUCAUCUGUGCCUCGAAGGUCGAGCAUAACUCGGUGUCGCCGUGUAAUCACCGCACCUGUCAUAUUUGCGCUCUGAGACUGCGCGCAUUGUACAAGAAUAAAGCUUGUGCUCAUUGUCGGACUGAAGCUAGUUACGUUAUCUUCACAGAUGACCCCGCGAAGCGAUACGAAGAUUUCCAGGACAGCGACUAUUCCCAGAAAGAUGAUAACCUCGGUAUCAAAUAUGAACAGGAUGAGAUCUUCGAGGAUACAGUCCUGUUGCUCCGUUAUAACUGUCCAGACCGCAACUGUGAUGUUGCUUGCUUGGGAUGGCCCGACUUACACCGUCACGUCAAGACUAAGCAUGGUAAAGUGAUGUGCGAUCUGUGUACUCGGAACAAGAAAGUUUUCACCCACGAGCAUGAGCUGUUUACACACGCUGAGCUGCGCAAGCACGAAAGGCAUGGCGAUGAUGUCCCUGGAGCACUUGACCAGAGCGGCUUCAAGGGUCAUCCGGAGUGUGGUUUCUGUCGUCAGAGGUUUUACGGAGAUGAUGAACUAUAUGCUCAUUGCCGUGAUCGCCACGAGCGAUGUCACAUUUGCGAUCGACGAUCUACAACCCGCCAGCACCAGUAUUACAUCGACUACAAUGCGCUGGAAAGCCAUUUCCAGACAGACCACUUCCUCUGCCUGGACAAAGAGUGUCUGGAGAAAAAGUUUGUGGUCUUCGAAUCUCAAAUGGACCUGAAAGCCCAUCAACUAGAGUGUCAUCCGAACGGGCUAUCAGGACGAGACGCCCGCGUGGACAUGACUGCUUUCGAUUUCAGAACGCCAUAUCAGCCCCAGCAGCGACAACGUCGUGGAGCUGGCCGCGGGCGAGACCCGAACGCGGAAACGGCGCCUUUGUCAACUGUGCAACCACUGCGACGAGACGAGAUUGCUUAUCAGCGCCAGAUGGCCAUUCAAAGCGCACAGUCCGUCUCAACACGGAGCUUCGGUGGACAGCUAUCUCGCGACGAAACGCAGACCGUGCGUGCCCCCGCGCGCUCCUUAGGACCUACCCCUGCUAGUACUCCACCCGUGCCUGCAACGCCAGUGAACGAGCUUGAGAACCUUAGCAUCACAUCAGCCACCCCAGAGGACCAAGCGCGUCGUCUUCGGCACUCUGCAGUUAUUGAGCGAGCCUCAAAUCUCCUCGGUAAUGACCCAACGAAGCUCGGCGAAUUCCGCACUCGAGUAUCCAGCUACCGUACCGGUGGCAUCUCCGCAACCGAACUAAUUGACGCCUUCUUCUCCCUCUUUGACACAUCUAGCUCUGAACUAGGUAAGCUUAUCAAAGAGCUUGCAGAGAUUUAUGAGGACUCCAGUAGGCGCAACGCCUUACUGAAAGCUUGGAAUGACUGGCGUGCCAUCAACGAGGAUUAUCCCGCACUUCCAGGACCGGGCGGUAGUAUCCCAGGCAUGUCCCCCGGUACCACGAAUACAAGUGGCACAGGCGGCACAGGCGGACGACGAGUCCUGCGUUUGAAGUCCUCAACAGCGCAGUCUUCUCGAGCUGCUGCCGGCAGGAACGGAUCGUCAUCCUCCUCAACAACCAAUCCAUUCCCUCCUCUCUCCUCAUCACGGCCUACUGCACGUGCCGCUGCAGCCUCCUCUGCAUGGGGAGGCUCUACGGUCACUGCACCCCCACCACCACCUCAAUCACGAACCUACGCAAACCCCUCAUCUCGCACAAGCAACGCCCCCUCCACAUCCUCAGGCCGCGUCAACACCCGCGACUCAGAAGCCUUCCCCUCUCUCCCGGCUGCCCCUAAACCAAACGUCCUCAUGGCUGGUCUAACGCGCGGUACUGUCCGCUGGGAUGAUCGCCGACCACAACCAGCAAAUGCUUGGACAUCGUCUGCUGAUCCGGGACCUGGCUCUUCUUCGGAGGACUUCCCGGAUCUUUCUGCUGGCGGAGGGAAGAAGGGUAAGGGAAAGAAGGGCAAACAAACGCUUUUCCAUUUCGGUUGA
Messenger RNA from Aspergillus mulundensis, 2319 nucleotides. RefSeq names its product E3 ubiquitin-protein ligase HEL2. Lineage: Eukaryota; Fungi; Ascomycota; Eurotiomycetes; Eurotiales; Aspergillaceae. The transcript is spliced from 3 exons. The record is from RefSeq and is a predicted model, not a curated record. Gene Ontology annotation, biological process: rescue of stalled cytosolic ribosome; protein ubiquitination. Gene Ontology annotation, molecular function: ribosome binding; ubiquitin protein ligase activity. Bases 1 to 2319 code for a protein of 772 amino acids.